AUGUCCCCACCUCCCGCCUUCAAGGUCGCCCCAGGCAUCAACUCGUAUGACUGGGGCAAGCGUGGCUCGGCCUCCCUUGCAGCCCAGUACGCCCGCGAGUCCGUCCCCGACUUUACUAUCGUGCAGGACAAGCCCUACGCCGAGCUCUGGAUGGGCACACACCCGUCCAAUCCCUCGCGCACUGCGACGGGGCUGCUGAGCGAAUACCUCGCUGCACACCCCAACCUUAUCGGUAGCAAGGUCGCACAAAAGUUCCCCGAUACCAGGGACGGCGCGCUGCCGUUCCUCUUCAAGGUGCUCUCGAUCGGCACCGCACUCAGCAUCCAGGCGCACCCUGACAAGACGUUGGCGAGUCAGCUUCACAAGGAGAGGCCUGAUAUCUACAAGGACCCCAACCACAAGCCUGAGAUGGCCAUUGCGCUCACGCCCUUCCGCGCGUUCCUCAACUUUGUCCCAGGCCCGAUCCUGCUGCAGAACCUCAUCACCGUCCCAGAGCUGGGAGACAUUGUGCCUGAGGAUGCGAUCGACAAGCUGGCAAAGUCACUCGGCCUCCCAACGUCCCACGACGCUGUUGACAAGGCCGCCCAGGGCCCGUUCGAGCCGACGACCGACGCGCAGAAGGCCGCCAUCAAGGCUGUGUUCUCCGCAGUUAUGCACGCGACGAAGGAGCAGUACGAGGGCGCGAUCGAGAAGCUUGUCCGCCGCUACAAGUCUGGCAAGGUUGCGCCCUGCGAGGAGCGCCUCCGCGAGCUCGUGAUCACCCUCGACGAGCAGUACCCUGCCGACGUUGGCACGCUGUGCGUGUUCCUCCUCAACGUCAUCGACCUCGAGACGGGUCAGGCUGUGUUCCUCGGCGCCAACGUGCCGCACGCAUACAUCUGUGGAGACAUCAUCGAGUGCAUGGCGACGUCUGACAACGUUGUGCGCGCAGGCCUGACGCCCAAGCUGCGCGACGUGCCAACCCUCGUCGACAUGCUCACGUACGAGGCCGGGCCAGCGGAGAAGCAGGAGCUGCAGCCUCAUGAGUUCAACCGUGACCCCACCACUCUCCUCUACGACCCACCCAUUGACGAGUUCUCGGUCCUCCGCGUCCAUCUGGCUAGGGACGAAAUGACGACGCACCGACCUAUCGAGGGGCCUAGUAUCGCCAUCAUCACGAACGGCGAGGCUCUCAUCAAGUGGGCUGGCUCCGGAUCAAUCCCCGUCGCCCGUGGCGACGUCAUCUUCAUGGGUGCAGGCGUCGAGUAUAAGUGGCAGGCGAAGCAGGACACGGAGGCGUUCCGUGCGUUCGUCGAGGCGUAG
Molecule: messenger RNA, 1302 nt
Organism: Cutaneotrichosporon cavernicola
Lineage: Eukaryota; Fungi; Basidiomycota; Tremellomycetes; Trichosporonales; Trichosporonaceae
Gene: PMI1
Exons: 4
Coding region: 1-1302 (433 amino acids)
Biological process (GO): GDP-mannose biosynthetic process; carbohydrate metabolic process
Cellular component (GO): cytosol
Molecular function (GO): zinc ion binding; mannose-6-phosphate isomerase activity
Source: RefSeq, a predicted model, not a curated record